CAUUGACCCCUUGAUCCUACAAACGUCAACCAGCAAUUUGCAUCAUCAUGGACACAGACACUGGGCUCAGUCACAAUGGUUCCUCACAGCAUCAAGACAAAGAGUUGUUCUCGACUGAAGACGACAGCAGUCUCUACUUCACCUACAGUGGAGGUUGCAAUGAGCUGGAGGUCAACAACCUGCACUAUGAGGUGGAUACGGCAGCUCAGAUCCCCUGGUAUGAGAGGUUGUCAGAGUUUAAGUUGCCGUGGGAGAUAAAAGGAAACAAACAGACGGCCAUCAACAAGCUCAGCCUGCGAGUCCGCAGCGGACAGAUGCUGGCCGUCAUUGGCAGCUCAGGUUGUGGUAAAACAUCUCUACUGGACAUAAUAACGUGUCGUGAUGAGGGUGGUACAAUGACGUCCGGUCAGGUUCUGAUUAACGGGAAGCCCAACACGCCCCAGCUGGUGAAGAAGAACAUCGCUCAUGUCCGCCAAGAUGAUCGCCUUCUUCCUCACCUCACCGUCCGUGAAACUCUCGUCUUUGUUGCCAAACUUAGGCUCCCAACCCACUUCACACAGGCUCAGAGGGAGCAGAGGGUGGACGAUGUCAUCGCAGAGCUGCGGCUGCGACAGUGUGCUCACACCAGGGUUGGAAACGACUAUGUGAGAGGUGUUUCUGGAGGAGAGAGGAGGAGAGUCAGUAUAGCUGUCCAACUUCUCUGGAACCCCGGUAUUUUGAUCCUCGACGAGCCCACGUCAGGUCUGGACAGCUUCACAGCCCACAACCUGGUGAUCACACUGUCCCGUCUGGCCCGUGGAAACCGUCUGGUCCUCCUGUCCGUCCACCAGCCUCGGUCAGAUAUCUUCCAGCUCUUUGACCUCGUCGUCCUGCUGUCGUCAGGUUCAGCCGUUUACUGCGGCGCUGCUCGUGACAUGGUGCCUUACUUCACUGCGCUGGGACACCCCUGCCCACGAUACUGCAACCCCUCUGACUUCUAUGUCGAUCUGAUCAGUGUAGAUCGGCGCAGUCUGGAGCGAGAAGCUGAGUGUUUGGAGCGAGCCACAGUUCUGGCUGAGCAGUUCAUGGAAAAGGUUCGAGACACAGAUGAUCACAUGUGGAAACCAGCUGCGACCGACACGGCACAAACUGAAAGCCCUCAGCAGCUGAGCACGGUAAAAGAAGAGGAAGUAAUCACUAUUUCCAAACAAAGAGACAGACUGCCUGGGAGACUACACCAGUUUACAAUCCUCAUCAGGCGUCACAUGUAUAAUGAUUUCAGAGACCUGGUCACCUUAUUGGUCCACGGCUUUGAGGCCCUCCUCAUGUCACUGCUGGUCGGUUGUCUCUACUAUGGGGCGGGAGAAGAGCGUCUGUCCAUUCAGGACACAGUGGCCCUCCUCUACAUGAUCGGAGCUCUCACCCCAUUCGCUGUGGUGCUGGACGUCAUAGCUAAAUGUCACACAGAGAGAGCCAUGCUCUACCACGAGCUGGAGGACGGCAUGUUCUCCGUCACCUCCUACUUCUUUGCCAAGGUCCUGGGGGAGUUACCAGAGCACUGUGUGUUCACGUUGGUGUACGGCCUGCCCAUCUAUUGGCUGGCCGGGCUUAAUGAGGCUCCGGAGCGUUUCCUGCUAAACUUCCUGCUGGUGUGGCUGAUGGUUUACUGCAGCCGAGCCAUGGCUCUGUUUGUCGCUGCUGCGCUGCCCACCCUGCAGACCUCGGCCUUCAUGGGCAACUCCUUGUUCACCGUCUUCUAUUUGACUGGAGGUUUCGUCAUCAGCCUGGAGAAUAUGUGGCUUGUGGCCUCAUGGUUCUCUCACAUCUCCUUCAUGCGUUGGGGUUUUGAGGGCAUGCUGCAGGUGCAGUUCAGAGGCAACAAGUACCCCAUCACCAUCUCAAACCUCACCGUCAAUGUUGACGGCAUACACGUGGUGGAGGCCAUGAAGAUGAACCAGUACCCUCUGUACUCAUGCUAUCUGGUCCUGCUGGCAGUCUGUCUGGUCUUCAUGGCGCUCUAUUAUUUGUCUCUUAAAUUCAUCAAACAGAAGUCAAGUCAAGACUGGUGAACACAUCUGGACCAACAAUCAGACCAAACACUGUCCGAAAUAACACACAUCAGGAGCAAGGUUUUACUUUAGUGUUUUUGGUUUGUGUUUUUUGGGAGCAGUGGAAAGAAGUAACUUGGCUUCUAGUUCGACUGGUUCCACACUGAGCCAAUGUUUUCCAUCGUCGUGCUUUACAGUGAAAAGAUGCUUAGAUUAAGUUUACAAUUUUUUAAUAAUUUCAACAUCAGAAACUCCUGCACUCUUUUUAAAGGCAGAAAUGCUUGAAAUGAUCUCGCUGGCACCUCAGUAGGGAAUAAAAAGUCACAUAGUCAAAACAAUUUUAACAUAUACCCAGCCUUAACAGUUUAAAUAAUUAGAAUUCGGGUAAGAAAAAAGUUGUACUUACUUUGUGUAGCAGUACUACUGUCUGCUGCUGGAUGGCAGCAGAGCACUGCAGUAUCAUCAAAGUUAAAAUUAUGGCAUUUUCUUUCCUCUCCCUCGCUUCACCGUCUUGGCAAAUGAUUAGAGCGCCACUUUGGCAGAUAUCCAUCUGCAGCUUUUGCUUGUUCCAUUUUCAAUCUUCUUUUUUUCUACAGCUUUAUCUUUUUUGUAUAUGUAAGGUUAUUAAGCUUAACAAUGUGUGUGCCAGUAUAGGGAGCACUGAAAAAAAAGCAGAGUAGAGAUUUAGUAAGUCACACUCAGAAAAAAAAGAGCUUGUACUUGUGUCCUCAUAAAUUGAAGAUUAUGUAAGCUGUGUGUUUUUGCACUGGUGCAAAAGCCUGAUAAAUAUUUUACAGACAUGGUUCGAGUCCAAAUUAGUAAAGUAUUAAAUCAAAUUGCUCCACUUGAGUGUGUUUAUUUCU
Messenger RNA from Morone saxatilis (striped sea-bass), 2890 nucleotides. RefSeq names its product ATP-binding cassette, sub-family G (WHITE), member 8 (gene abcg8). Lineage: Eukaryota; Metazoa; Chordata; Actinopteri; Moronidae. Gene Ontology annotation, cellular component: plasma membrane. The transcript has 13 exons. The record is from RefSeq and is a predicted model, not a curated record. Bases 48 to 2048 code for a protein of 666 amino acids. Gene Ontology annotation, molecular function: ATP hydrolysis activity; ATP binding; ABC-type transporter activity. Gene Ontology annotation, biological process: cholesterol homeostasis.